Messenger RNA from Solanum pennellii, 1095 nucleotides. RefSeq lists its product as uncharacterized. Bases 65 to 1084 code for a protein of 339 amino acids. The record is from RefSeq and is a predicted model, not a curated record. The transcript is spliced from 2 exons. Lineage: Eukaryota; Viridiplantae; Streptophyta; Magnoliopsida; Solanales; Solanaceae. Gene Ontology annotation, molecular function: protein binding.
GUUCCGUUUCUAGUGCUGAGAACAGGGACAGAAGUUUGAGGAGCAGAAGAAGAGAAAAUAUAUAAUGACCGGAAUUCCAAUAUUUCUGUCAAGUGAAAUCAUAUGGAAUAUGAUGAGCUAUUUGUCAGUCAAAUCAGUGCUAAGAUUUAAAUGUGUAUGCAAGAAUUGGAAUGUCAUAAUUCAAGAUUUUCAAUUUAUAUGUCUUCAUUAUGAACGUUCUCCCGCAUCUAUCACCAAAAAACCUCCAGGAACAACAACAGAGGAAGUUGAAUUUAAACCGUUAGACAGUGUGGGUUUAUUACUAGAGUACUCUAGUACUAAUACUACUUUAAAUUACAAAUACCGUGUAAGGAACCCUGAAAUACAACAUCAAAUUUUUGAAAUUCCAGAUUCACAACACUUUAUCGUGAAUAUGUCCCUUGUGUUUGAUCCACUUUACCAUGUUUUGAAGUUGCUCUCUUAUAUUCAUGAUAACCAACUUGUGAUCGGUUACGAGGUCCUUGAUCUUUGUAAUGAAGAAGGUAGCUAUUCUUGGCGACCUCUAGUACGUAAAGGAGAAACUAGAUUGAGCAGCCCAAUUAUAAAACGUAGCAAGAUUAAAGCUCUGUUUGCAUUGAGAACUGGUUACAUCAUUUGGGAUAUCGCCUCAGCAACAGGAAUUGAUAUUGUGGAUAUGGUGAAUGAUAGCUACAUUGGUCAUAUUAAUUUUCCUACAAGUAAUUUCUACAACAAACAUGAUGAUUGCAUACUUUGGAAUGAAAAGUUAUCAUUGGCUAAACUAGUAAAAGAUGAGCUUCAUGUGUUACUAUUAGACAAGGCGCAAUGGGCUGAUGUUUCACUAAUCAUUAAGCUACCAUUCGUGGUCGUGUCGGCAGUGCAGGAACAGAUAACUGUUAUAAGAUGUGGUGACUCUGAUAAAUUGAUGUUUAAGUGGAAGAACGACACGGACAAGAAGAAGGAACCACUCUGCUUUUAUAACAUUAAGACCGGAAAACUAGAAAUAAGCAGACUAAACUGUACUGAACUUUUCAACUAUGUCUACAGGCGACCUUGCCUAGUCACUUUCAAAGGAAUCAAUACAUGAGUUCUAUUCAA